AUGACGAAAUUGGCGAAUGCAAUAACAAAUGGUGAUACUCAUUCGCAUGCGACUCAUUCAUCGAUUCUAUCCUGGACAACGGCUGAUGUUGAACAAUGGCUUUGUUCGUUGAAUUUAUCGAAAUUUGUUGAUAAAUUUUGUAAACAAAAUAGCAUCGAUGGUUUGACGUUAUUACUGAUGAGAGAGGAUGAUCUUAAACAAGAGCCUAUGGCAAUUAAACGUUUAGUCGAUGUGAAAAAACUAUGGUAUCAUAUUUGCUUACUGCAGUGUCAACAGAAGAAGUUCUAUCCUUCACAUUUAUUCAACAACCAAAACGAGCUAAAUCCUUUGUUUAUGUCGACGAAACAACAAUGUUUAGAUGAUGAUGUUGUUGAGCAUAAUCACUCAUCUUUGUCGCCAACGCAUCUAUUGGAUUCCAAUACGCAUAAUAUCUACAGUUCGUGCAAAAUUCAUGCUGAAGAGAAACCGAUUUUCAACGCAUCAAGAGGUGAAAAACGAAAACUACUAGUCAGUUUCAUUUAUGCAUUGAUUAGUGGAAUUUGGACAUCGUUUAUUAUGGUUGUUGUGCAUAAUCGUGUUCCAAAUGUACAAAAGUAUCCACCGUUACCCGAUCUUUUUCUCGACAAUAUUCCGCAUAUAUCAUGGGCAUUUUCCGUUAGUGAAUAUAUCAUCGUUGUUAUGAGUUUGACAUUCUUAUUAAUCUUAAUUUUUCACAAAUAUUGGAAUAUCAUCUUGCGGAGAUUUUUUGCCUUAGGAGGAACUAUUUUCUUUCUCCGAUCUGUCACUAUGUUAGUCACAUCAUUGAGUGUUCCCGGUCACCAUCUUGAGUGCACUCCAUUGCAAUACGGCACGUCGAUAGAAAUCUUUACCCGGUGUCUGCAAAUCUUUGUCUUUCAAGGAUUAUCUAUCCAAGGUGUACGUUCAUGUGGUGAUUAUAUGUUCUCUGGUCAUACAGUUGUUCUCACCCUAUUGAAUCAUUGUAUCACAGAAUAUACAACAUCUGAUUUCUAUGUUGUACAUUUGAUUUCUUGGUUUUGUAAUUUAUUUGGUAUGAUUUUAAUUCUCGCCGCACAUGAACAUUAUACCAUUGAUGUACUCAUUGCAUUUUUUCUAACAAGUCGUCUGUUUUUGUACUAUCAUUCAUUGGCUAACAAUGCGGCUUUACACUCACGAACAGACACACGUCUAUCCAUCUGGUUUCCUAUGUUUUCCUACUUUGAAAAGAAUAUUCAAUGUAUGGUUCCAAAUGUGUUCCGCGUGCCAUGGCCAUUGACAUUGUUUCGUGUUCACGAAGAUAUCGUCGAUGACAAACAAUCCAUUUCAUGCGAUCAAAAUCGUUGCAAUUUUCAUAAGCAAAAACGAAAGAAUGAUUAA
Messenger RNA from Adineta ricciae, 1374 nucleotides. NCBI's taxonomy places the organism in Eukaryota, Metazoa, Rotifera, Eurotatoria, Adinetida, Adinetidae. The record is from the annotation of a GenBank genome assembly.